ACGAUGGGCCACCAGCUGGAAAAGAUGUUAAUGGAAUGCACGUUAAAUAACAAGGCGUGCUACGCGCAGAACUUCACCCAAUUUUACUCUGUGAAACACGGCAACUGUUUUACUCUUAACCCAUCUGGAUUUCGCGCCUCUAAGAGUGGACCUGGUGCAGGUUUGGACAUGACACUUGAUAUCCAAACAGAAGAAUAUAUCGAAACGUUUGCAACCGGAUAUGGCGUGAAAGUGGUGAUACAUGAAAAUGGGACACUUCCGUUCCCAGGCACAGAGGGGGUAAUGCUUUCGGCUGGAGCAGAGAGCCACGUGAUCCUGAAACUGAUAAAUAUUCAGCGCCUGUCUGGGAAAUACGGGGUAUGCAAUGUAUCGGAUGAAUUCAAGCGACUCUAUGGAAUACAGUAUUCGGAGAAGGCCUGUCGGGAACUGUGCUUAAGAACUCUGACCAUUUCCAACUGCUCUUGUCAGCCUGGCCAGGACUUUACCUUCACAUUUAACACCCAGGUCAACGUCAAACACUGCGGCACUCCAAAAGAAUGGCAAUGUGAAGAUAAAGUUUACGUUGGGUACAUCGCAGAUACAACAAAGGGAAAGAACCCAUGUCACUGUGGCGCUGCUUGCGUGCAAAAGGAUUUUGACACAAGAAUUACCACCAGAGAUUGGCCACUUUUAAAACACGUGGUUACUCUGGAAGCUCAAAUUUGUAAAAAUAAUGAUGGAGUACAUGCGAAAUGUGAAUAUGAAAACUGGACUGUUGAAAACUAUGUAAAACGCAAAUCUUCCUUUGUACGAAUACGAGUGUAUUACGGAACUCUUAAUUAUGAAAGUAUCACAGAGACUCCCGAAUACACGUUGGAGAGAUUUCUGUCUGACAUCGGAGGAACUUUGGGACUAUGGAUUGGAUGUUCAGUGCUCAGCCUUGUGGAAGUUGUCGAGGUCCUUAUGGAAGUUACCUUCCUCGUGUUUAAAAAGAACUGAAAGUAUGAAUCACAACACUGGCCCCCUGCCUGUCCUACGUUGCUGAAUGUGCUGCAGCAGCUGGGGUACUUGAAGAACGAAAAACAAGAGUUCAUCAUUUGAUUCCAUUUUCAAACGCUGACGUUGAUCUUUUACCAACCUUCAUCCUUCAACUCCUUUUUGUUUGUUUGUGAGUGUACAUGCCCUGAGCCGUAGAGCUCUGUUUGUGGUGACACAGACAAAAUACAAUCAGUGACUUACAGUAAUAACUAUGUGGAUCUGUUUGUGGUGACAUAGACCAAAUACAAACAAUCAGUGACUUACAGUAAUAACUAUGUGGAUCUGUGUGGUGACAUAGACCAAAUACAAUCAGUGACUUACAGUAAUAACUAUGUGGAUCUGUCUGUGGUGACGUAGACAAAAUACAAACAAUCAGUGACUUACAGUAAUAACUAUGUGGAUCUGUUUGUGGUGACACAGACCAAAUACAAUCAGUGACUUACAGUAAUAACUAUGUGGAUCUGUUUGUGGUGACAUAGACAAAAUACAAACAAUCAGUGAUUUACAGUAAUAACUAUGUGGAUCUGUCUGUGGUGACAUAGACAAAAUACAAACAAUCAGUGAUUUACAGUAAUAACUAUGUGGAUCUGUUUGUGGUGACACAGACAAAAUACAAACAAUCAGUGACUUACAGUAAUAACUAUGUGGAUCUGUCUGUGGUGACGUAGACAAAAUACAAACAAUCAGUGACUUACAGUAAUAACUAUGUGGAUCUGUUUGUGGUGACACAGACCAAAUACAAUCAGUGACUUACAGUAAUAACUAUGUUAUGUAUGUAGGUAGGUAAGUUGGUAGGUACCAUAUGUGUAUAUACGUAAAUACGCACACAGUAGGCUAACUGAUAUCACAUUGAUCAUAGCAUUUAUAACAUUAUAAUAGUGAUGAAAGUGUAAUGGAUCGACUAAACAUUUGUGCAUGAGAGUGGGCCGGCAAAAUGUAUUCAGCAUUUACUGGAAAGUUUAACGUUUUUGUGUGAUUCAGACUUGUAUAUUUGUAUGUAUGUAAUGACAGUGGACAGAAUGUCUCAUAGUUAUGAGGUAUAGUAUUUUAUCAUUAUGUGGAAUCUACAGUGUUUUAGAAAGCUCAGCUUUUAAAAACGUUUAAUAUUUAAGCGUUUUCAAUAUAUUGUGCUGUUUUGUUUUCUUCACCUGAUAAAUUAUUAUGAUUGAAAACCGGUUUCGUCAAUACGAGCAUCCAACAUGUGCUUUUAUGGCGAAACCUUUUAAGAGGCUACAUUUUCACUUUUACCAAAGCAUCCACCAUUAUAGUACAAGCUGACCUGUCUUGAACAACCACCUGCCUGCCUUAAGAGACCAUCUUUUGAUGACCCCGUUAGUGGCUGCCGAGCACAGGUUUGACUGUAUAAAAAAAAUGGGGGUAAAGAGGCUAUAUAGAUUUAAAUGGUGACAAGUACGUGUUUUUCAAGAGUCCAAAAUGAAAAUUGUUCUUACACAAAAACAUUGCAUAUCACAGAAUAAUAGUACGGUAGUAAAUAAUGUUGAGACGUACAAUAUGAAAAUAAAUGUAUUCCAUCGUAUUGAUUUAUAUAAUUAAGUGUGUUGUCGUGUAAUUUGUUGAAUAAACUCUGCCUGUACGUGGAAGUCGUGGUGGUUUAGAAUUUAGAUGACUGGAGCAAGUCCUCAAAUUCGGGAAACAACAAUAGAAAUAUUCUUGGAAAAUGAUGAGCUGGCAUGAAACCUUUUCACUAUAUGUAUUUCCAUCAUUCUACCCUCAGUAUUAGUUUUAAUCCACAUGAAAAUGCGUAUUGAUUAGUUUGCAAUCAUAUAUAGCUUCUUUUGGAACUUGUUGGCCCCCAAUAUAGCGUGUUCACAUACCCUCCUCUUUCCCAGUUCACAUAUCAUUCACAUACGACAAACGCGCCACACACAUCUGGAACAGCACUUUAAGGCUGAUAUAGACUGGGUGCGUACGGUCCAGAAAAAAAGUCAUAAUUAGUUUCAGUGGAAGCGUCUACACUAGAUGCAUACGAUACGUGCGUCCGAAAACACAUGUGCCCAGCAGCAGUGAAAUAAUCGUAUAUGAUGUGUACGCUCAAAACGUAAGGCGCAAUAGCAGGACCGCAAGCCAACGCCGCAUCCAGUCUAUACAAGCCUUUAGUGGUGACAUUAAUUUGGACAUUCGUAUCUAUAAUCCAGAUAUAGCGGGUUUUCUCUGAUGACUACGCGUCAGAAUGACCAAAUGUUUGACAUCCAAUAGCCGAUGAUUAAUAAAUCAAUGUGUUCUAGUGGUGUCGUUAAACUAAACAAGCUUUAACUAUAAUCCAGAUGACAUAAUGCUCAGACAAG
This is a messenger RNA of Gigantopelta aegis, 3323 nucleotides long. Its product is annotated as amiloride-sensitive sodium channel subunit beta-like. Lineage: Eukaryota; Metazoa; Mollusca; Gastropoda; Neomphalida; Peltospiridae. Gene Ontology annotation, molecular function: ligand-gated sodium channel activity. The transcript has 10 exons. Gene Ontology annotation, biological process: sodium ion transmembrane transport. The record is from RefSeq and is a predicted model, not a curated record. Gene Ontology annotation, cellular component: membrane. The coding region runs from base 4 to 978 and encodes 324 amino acids.